Messenger RNA from Sitodiplosis mosellana (orange wheat blossom midge), 4041 nucleotides. It is a transcript of the gene LeuRS, whose product is annotated as leucine--tRNA ligase, cytoplasmic. Gene Ontology annotation, biological process: leucyl-tRNA aminoacylation. Lineage: Eukaryota; Metazoa; Arthropoda; Insecta; Diptera; Cecidomyiidae. Gene Ontology annotation, molecular function: ATP binding; leucine-tRNA ligase activity; aminoacyl-tRNA deacylase activity. The record is from RefSeq and is a predicted model, not a curated record. Bases 407 to 3946 code for a protein of 1179 amino acids. The transcript is spliced from 11 exons.
GUGUCAGAAUGUUGUACACAACUGAUGGAUAUUCUUAUUGGAUACACUACUAUAUGAUAAAAUGUGUAUGAAUGUUUUUUUUUCUUUCAAGAAACAUUUUCUUCGUAUCUUCAUGCAACACAAAAUGAAAAGUGACAAACAUCUAACGAAAAUUGCACCAUUUCGAAUGUUUUGACUGAAACUUUUGACAGCAAUAGCUCAGACAACAGACGGACAUAACCUCGAAAAAGUGUGAGAGAGCACGCUGCGUUAUUAGUUGUCGUGGCUUAUUUUGUCUAGGCUGACACUUUUUACGGCAUUUUAAUAGCAGUGGUUUUAAAAACCCGGAAUUCCUGUGUUAUUUAUUCAAUUAAAAUCGCGUCAAACGCAUAGAUAACUGGUAGUGUAAUCAUCUGAGAAGAAAAAAAUGGCUGCUGUUGAGCGAAAGGGGACUUUUAAAGUUGAAUUCCUGCAAAAAAUUGAGCGUGACGUUCAAGCAAAAUGGGAAAAAGAACGUGUUUAUGAGUUCGAUGCACCGGCCGAACCACGUAAAAGCAAUGACGAAAAGUUUUUCGCUACAUUUCCAUAUCCGUAUAUGAAUGGUCGCUUGCAUUUAGGUCACACCUUCUCAUUUUCAAAGGCUGAAUUUGGCAUUCGGUAUCAACGUUUGAAGGGUAAGAAAUGCUUGAUCCCAUUCGGAUUCCACUGCACCGGUAUGCCGAUUAAAGCGUGCGCCGAUAAAUUGCAACGUGAAUUAGAAACAUUUGGCUAUCCGCCAAACUUUCCCACCGAAGAUGAACCGAUAGUAGUUGAGGAAGAAAAGGAUAUUAUUCCAGUAGACAAAAGCAAAGGCAAAAAGAGCAAAGCCGUUGCAAAAAGCGGCUCAGCAAAAUAUCAAUGGCAAAUUAUGCAAAGUUUAGGAUUGACCGAUGAAGAAAUCAAGAAAUUUGCCGAUCCACUCUAUUGGUUAGAAUAUUUCCCACCAUUGGCCAUUCAAGACUUGAAGCAGUUUGGUGUUCAUGUCGAUUGGCGCCGUACAUUCAUUACGACGGAUGCAAAUCCAUACUAUGACUCCUUUAUUCGAUGGCAAUUCAAUCAUUUAAAAGCAAGAAAUAAGAUUGCGUACGGUAAGCGGUACACAAUUUACUCACCAAAAGACGGUCAACCAUGUAUGGAUCACGAUCGUUCAACGGGCGAAGGUGUCGGCCCACAAGAAUACACUUUGAUCAAGAUGAAAGUCGUCGCAAAUGUGCCGAAGAAGUUCCAAUCAAUUAAAAAUCCAAUUUACUUGGUCGCCGCUACUUUGAGACCUGAAACAAUGUACGGUCAAACGAAUUGUUGGCUGCAUCCCGACAUCAAGUACAUUGCAUUCGAAGUGACAAAACACAAUGAGGUGUGGGUAUGCACACGGCGUGCUGCACGAAAUAUGGCAUAUCAAGGUUUCACCGGGGCUGAUGGUAAAAUCAAUGAAUUCGCCGAGGUGACGGGAUCGGAUUUGUUCGGGGUUGGUUUGAGUUCACCAUUGACAUCGCAUAAAGUGAUCUAUGCACUACCAAUGUUGAGUGUGAAAGAAGACAAGGGAACGGGUGUUGUUACAUCAGUACCAUCUGAUUCACCGGACGAUUAUGCUGCUUUGGUUGACUUACAGAAGAAGGCUGCAUUCCGUGAAAAGUAUGGCAUCAACGAUGAAAUGGUUCUCCCAUUCGAACCAAUUCCAAUCAUUGAAGUGCCAACACUUGGCAAAUUGAGUGCAGUUACCGCAUACAGCCAAUUCAAAAUCCAAAGUCAGAAUGAUCGCGAUAAAUUGCAGUCAGCCAAAGAAUUAGUUUACUUGAAAGGUUUCUAUGACGGUGUUCUGUUGGUCGGUGAAUUUGCCGGCAAGAAGGUGCAAGACGUGAAAAAGGACUUGAAAACCUAUUUGGUUGAUCGCAAAGAGGCUGAUGUCUACUACGAGCCCGAGAAAACGAUUAUGUCGCGUUCCGGUGAUAUGUGUGUCGUUGCCCUUUGCAAUCAAUGGUAUUUGACUUAUGGUGAAGAAAAAUGGCAAGCACAAACAUCAGGUGCUUUGAAGAAAAUGGAAUUGUAUCACGAUGAAGUACGGAAGAAUUUCGAGGUUUGUCUCGACUGGCUGCACGAAUACGCAUGCUCACGUACCUAUGGCUUGGGUACAAAAUUACCGUGGGAUCAACAAUGGUUGAUUGAAUCACUGUCCGAUUCUACCAUUUACAUGGCAUUCUAUACGGUUUCCCAUCUGUUGCUCGGCGGUAGUUUCAAGGGCGAAAAACCAAGUCCAUUAGGCAUCAAAGCCGAACAAAUGACAGCCGAUGUUUGGGAUUACAUUUUCUUCAAUGAUGCUACACUACCAGCAAAAACUGCGAUCAAGCGUGAACACUUAGAUUUGAUGCGACGAGAGUUUAGAUAUUGGUACCCAGUUGAUUUGCGAGUUUCUGGAAAGGAUUUGAUUCAAAAUCACUUGACAUUCUACUUGUACAAUCACACGGCCAUUUGGCCGACGGAGCCAGAUCUGUGGCCACGCGGUAUUCGCUGUAACGGCCAUUUGAUGCUGAACUCAGCCAAAAUGUCGAAGUCAGACGGAAACUUCCUCACUCUGUCAGAAGCCAUCGAGAAAUUCAGUGCGGAUGGAACACGUUUGUGUUUGGCCGAUGCUGGUGACAGUAUCGAAGAUGCCAAUUUCGUUGAAUCCAAUGCCGAUGCUGGCAUUUUGCGUUUGUACACAUUCAUUGAAUGGGUUCAAGAAAUGAUCGAAUCGAAAUUGUUGUUGCGCAAUGGACCAAAGGACACAUUUAACGACAAGGUCUUCAUUAGCGAAUUGAAUUUGAAAACGAAGGAAACGGCGGAAUAUUACGAAAAGUUGUUGUUCAAAGAUGGUUUGAGAACCUGUUUCUACGAAUUGCAAGCGGCUCGUGACAAAUACCGUGAACUUUGCGGUGCAUCCGGUAUGCAUGUUGAUCUCGUAUUCGAGUACAUUCAACGCCAAGCGCUGUUGCUAUCGCCGAUUUGUCCUCAUGUCGCCGAACAUAUCUGGACUUUGUUGAACAACAAAGGCAGCGUUCUGAAUGCCAAAUGGCCAGUGGUUGGUAAAAUCAACGAAAUAGAUAUCAAACGUUCUGAAUAUUUGAUGGCGGCUGCUCACUGGUUCCGUAUCACGCAAAAGCAUGCUUCACAAGUCAAGAUCAAGGGUGGCAAAGAGCUGAAAGGCAACGCACCGAAACCAACGAAUGGAUCGAUCUGGGUGGCCAAGACAUUCCCACCAUGGCAAUCGUGCAUUUUGAAUACAUUGAAAGAACUGUUUGAGAAGCACAAUGGCUUGCCGGACAACAAACUCAUCUCUGUUGAACUGGGCAAGAAGGAUAUUCUCAAGAAAUACAUGAAAAAAGUGAUGCCAUUCGUACAGACCAUUCGUCGACGUGUCGAAGCCGGAGAAGGCAAAAAGGCACUCGCAACAACACUUACCUUCAAUGAACUUGAAGUUUUGCAAAGUAACUUUGAAUACUUGAAACUUACCUUGGAUCUCGAAACAUUAGAAAUCCAUAGUACCGAUGAGAAGAGUGCACCGGAAAAGGUGCGAGAAGAAACUUGCCCUGGAAAUCCACACAUCGUAUUCAGCGCAAAACCAGCGGUGCAAGUUGUUUUGGAGAAUCCAGUCCCACGGACCGGAUUAUUCACUAUCACAAGCAACAUUUCGAAUGGAGACACCGCCCAAUCAUUUAUCAACAAAAUCACAAAAAUUGUGGGGCUCAAAGACGUAGACGCUCUCCGAAUCUGGCGUUUUGAAGACCCUGUGCUUGGGCCACGAAAGUUGCCAGCAUUCAAUGAACCACUUAAAGGAAAAGUACUCUUGGAAAAUGGUGUAUUUUCGAUUGAUGUCGAAAAGAAUGAAGUCUAUUUACAAACGGAAUCAACAAAACUAAAUGUUGGCACAUCAUUUAUCUACGUUGUUGAAUAAACCCAUAAAUCCAAACUCAAUUCAAACUCAUUGUUACAUAAAAAGAAAGUAUCUCCACGAUAGUUUUGCAAUAAAUUUUCUUGAAAAUUCAUCAA